Molecule: messenger RNA, 1993 nt
Organism: Myotis brandtii (Brandt's bat)
Lineage: Eukaryota; Metazoa; Chordata; Mammalia; Chiroptera; Vespertilionidae
Gene: EDC3
Product: enhancer of mRNA decapping 3
Exons: 8
Coding region: 295-1821 (508 amino acids)
Biological process (GO): deadenylation-independent decapping of nuclear-transcribed mRNA; P-body assembly
Cellular component (GO): P-body
Molecular function (GO): mRNA binding
Source: RefSeq, a predicted model, not a curated record
GACGGUGGCGUGGAUACGCAGGCACUUCCGGCGGCCGCGCCUGUGGGGGUGGGUUGCAGCAGCCCCUUGGUCUGUGGGUUCCUCCUCGAGUUUGGGCUGAUUGGCGUGGUGUGCCGAGGAGGCGCGGACCUGACGGCUUGGAGGCAUUCUUAUUGACUGAACAAGACAGUCAAGGUUCCUUGCCUUCAUGGAGCUUACAGUCUAGUGGGGUGACACAACAUAAACAAACAAAUAAGAUAAUUCAUAUGGGUGAUUUAUUCUGAGCUCAUACAGAAGUGGUCUCACAUCUGAAACAUGGCUACGGAUUGGCUGGGCAGUAUUGUGUCCAUCAACUGUGGAGAUAGCUUGGGUGUCUAUCAGGGAAGAGUGUCAGCAGUUGAUCAGGUCAGCCAGACCAUUUCUCUCACCCGGCCUUUCCACAAUGGAGUGAAGUGCCUUGUGCCGGAAGUCACCUUCAGGGCAGGUGACAUUAUGGAGUUAAAAAUUCUGGAGAUACCAGGUCCUGGAGAAAACCAACAUUUUGGAGACCUUCAUCAGACAGAAUUAGGCCCUUCUGGUAUUGGGUACCAAGUGGGUAUCAAUCAGAAUGGCACAGGCAGGUUGGUCAAGAAGCCAACCUCUUCCAGCAGUGCCCCUCAAAACAUCCCUAAGAGGACAGAUGUGAAGAGCCAGGAUGCUGCCGUUUCCCCGCAGCAGCAGCUGUGUUCCAAGAGCUAUGUGGACAGGCACGUGGAGCCUUUGAGUCAGUCCAAAAGUUUCCGUCGUCGGCACAAUUCUUGGUCAUCUAGUAGCAGGCACCCAAAUCAGGCAACUCCAAAGAAAAGUGGUUUAAAGAAUGGCCAAAUGAAGAAUAAAGAUGACGAGUGCUUUGGGGAUGAUAUUGAAGAGAUCCCAGACACAGAUUUUGAUUUUGAAGGGAACCUAGCCCUAUUUGACAAGGCAGCUGUGUUUGAGGAGAUUGAUACAUAUGAGAGGAGAAGUGGUACCCGUUCCAGGGGUAUCCCAAAUGAAAGGCCUACUCGGUACCGCCACGAUGAGAACAUCCUGGAGUCAGAGCCCAUAGUCUACCGACGGAUCACAGUGCCCCACAAUGUGAGCAAGGAGUUCUGCACAGACUCUGGCUUGGUUGUCCCAAGUGUUUCCUAUGAGCUACAUAAAAAGCUGUUGUCUGUGGCUGAAAAGCAUGGGUUGACUCUGGAGCGGAGACUGGAGAUGACAGGCGUGUGCGCCAGUCAGAUGGCACUGACUCUACUUGGAGGACCCAACAGGUUGAAUCCCAAAAAUGUUCACCAGAGGCCUACAGUAGCUUUGUUAUGUGGGCCCCAUGUGAAGGGGGCUCAGGGUAUCAGCUGUGGAAGGCACCUAGCCAACCAUGAUGUCCAGGUGAUCCUCUUCCUGCCCAACUUUGUCAAGAUGCUCGAGUCCAUCACCAAUGAGUUGUCUCUCUUCAGCAAGACCCAAGGCCAACAAGUGUCUAGUCUCAAAGAUCUGCCCACUAGUCCCGUGGACCUGGUGAUCAACUGUCUGGAUUGUCCCGAGAACGCCUUCUUGCGGGAUCAGCCCUGGUACAAGGCAGCUGUGGCUUGGGCCAACCAGAACCGGGCACCAGUACUCAGCAUAGAUCCUCCAGUGCAUGAAGUCGAACAGGGCAUUGAUGCCAAGUGGUCACUGGCUCUGGGCCUGCCUCUCCCGCUAGGAGAGCAUGCGGGACGCGUCUAUUUGUGCGACAUUGGCAUUCCCCAACAGGUAUUUCAGGAGGUGGGGAUCAACUACCACUCACCCUUUGGCUGCAAGUUUGUAAUCCCACUACACUCUGCCUAGAGGGACUCUGGACAGGCUGGACCCGGUAGUCCCCUGCUGCUCCUGACAUUGAACUAGACAACGAAUGCCUUAAGAGGAUGUGAAGCUUCAUGGACCUUAUUGUUAAAAUUUUCUCUUUUGGAUUUGUUUCUCCUGUGAGAGGACAGAUCAUAUAUAUUUUUUCUUUUGAGAA